ACAUUUUUAAAUUAUCAAGUAGCCAUCCGGCAUGGAUGAUUUCCAUUCACUCACUGCAACUUCAACUGUUGCAAUUAUUGGUUUCCCACUUCUAUUUCUAGUCUCUUUUCUAUGGAUAUGGAAAUCGAACACAGGCCAGAAGAAAACGGCACAGGAAGCCGGUGGAGCAUGGCCAAUUAUUGGCCACCUACGCAUCUUAGGAGGGCCGCAACCUCCUCAUAUAAGCUUGGCUAACAUCGCCGAAAAAAGUGGAAGGAUCUUCACCAUCAAAUUGGGAGUCCAUAGAGCUCUGGUGGUGAGCAGCUGGGAGAUUGCUAGAGAAUGUCUCACCAUUAAUGACAAAGCUUUCGCCACACGUCCUAAGCUCGCAAGCACCGAACUUUUGGGUUACAACAACGCCAUGAUCGGCUUCGCACCUUAUGGACCUUACUGGCGUCAAGUGCGUAAGUUCGCUACGGUCGAACUCCUCUCGAAUCACAGGCUCGACUCACUCAAACACGUUCGUGAAUCCGAGAUAAAGACAUCCCUGCAACAACUGUACCAGUUGUGGAACAACAAGAGAGAUCCCAACACUAAUAAAGUGUUUGUGGAGAUGAAGAGAUGGUUCAAAGAUGUCACUCUUAAUGUGAUACUGAAAAUCAUCGUGGGGAAGCGAAUAUCGAAUUCUUAUGAAGGAGUUGAAACCGUGAAAUGGAAGAAGUCGUUGGACGACUUGUUUGAACUGAGUGGGAGGUUCGUGGUAUCUGAUGCGCUGCCGUAUCUGAGAUGGUUGGACAUAGGUGGAGACGAGAAGCUUAUGAAGAAGACAGCCAGAGAAUUAGACCAAGUUGUGGAGGAAUGGCUACAAGAGCACAAGGAGAAGAGAGCUGCAGAUGAGGCGAAUAGUGAGCAAGAUUUCAUGGGAGUCAUGCUGUCUAUUCUCCGUGAUGCAGACCAGCACGCUGCUGAUACCAUCAACAAAGCCACUAGUCUUGCUCUAAUCUUAGCGGCGGAAGAUACGACGUCGAUAACAAUGACUUGGGCUUUGUCUUUAUUACUCAAUAACCGUGAUGCGUUGAACAAGGUCCAAGAAGAACUCGACAUCCAUGUCGGUAAGAACAGGCUGUUGGUUACAGAAUCAGACACCAACAACUUAGUUUACCUUCAAUCCGUGAUCAAGGAAACGCUGCGUUUGUACCCUGCCGUUCCUCUCUCUGUGAUCCAUGAAGCAAUUGAAGAUUGCACGGUCGAUGGAUACCAUGUUCCGGCCGGCACUUGGCUUAUUCUCAACCUCCAAAAGAUUCAAUGCGAUCCACUCAUCUGGGAAAACCCUUUGGAAUUCCGACCUGGGAGGUUUAUGACCACCCACAGAGAUAUUGAUGUGAGGGGACAAAAUUUUGAACUGAUUCCUUUCGGCAGUGGUAGAAGAAUGUGCCCUGGGGUUUCGUUUGCGCUUCAGAUAUUGCACCUUGCACUGGCCAAUCUGUUGCAUUGGUUCGACUUUGAAACGCCAGCAGGUGAUGCCGUUGACAUGCGUGAAGGGCCGGGAUUGACCAGUCCUAAAGCAACUCCACUGGAUGUUCUUAUAACUCCUCGCCUUCCUGCUUUUGUUUACCACACCACUGUGUAAUUGGUAUUCUUAAGUUUGACCUAUACAACAACAACAAAACCUUAUUCCCAUAUGUAAUGGGGUAAGGGGAGGU
Molecule: messenger RNA, 1682 nt
Organism: Hibiscus syriacus
Lineage: Eukaryota; Viridiplantae; Streptophyta; Magnoliopsida; Malvales; Malvaceae
Product: cytochrome P450 CYP82D47-like
Exons: 2
Coding region: 32-1609 (525 amino acids)
Biological process (GO): defense response to other organism
Molecular function (GO): iron ion binding; heme binding; oxidoreductase activity, acting on paired donors, with incorporation or reduction of molecular oxygen
Source: RefSeq, a predicted model, not a curated record